AUGAUUACUGCUCUCCUUGUCUAUGUAGAUGACAUUGUUCUUGCAGGAAACAAUCUCCUUGAAAUCCAACGUAUCACUAAGCUUCUUAAUGACACAUUCAAAAUCAAGGAUUUAGGUGAUCUCAAAUAUUUCUUGGGCUUUGAAAUAGCUCGAAACAAGUCUGGCAUACAUAUCUCUCAGAGGAAAUAUGUGCUAGAUAUUUUAUCUGAUUGUGGUAUGCUUGCUUCUCGCCCAGUUUCGACACCAAUGGAUUAUUGCACUCGUCUUUCAUCCACUACCGGCACUCCUCUUCAUGAUCCAUCAGCUUAUAGAAGACUUAUUGGAAGACUCAUAUAUCUUACUACUACUCGCCCUGAUAUUACUUAUGUUGUUCACCAUCUUAGUCAAUUUGUUUCUUCUCCUACCACGUCCCAUUCUCAAGCUGCUUUUCGUAUACUUCGCUACUUGAAGCAAGAACCGGGUUUUGGGAUUUUCUUCUCUGCCAAUAGUUCAUCUCAACUCAAAGCUUUUAGUGACUCCGAUUGGGCUGGCUAUCAUGAUUCUCGACGCUCCAUUACCGGUUUUUCUAUUUAUCUUGGUGAUUCUCUCAUAUCUUGGCGUUCCAAGAAGCAACCCACUGUCUCUCGUAGCUCUUCUGAGGCUGAAUACCGUGCCUUGGCUUCCACGACUUGUGAGCUUCAAUGGCUCACUUUUCUUCUUCAAGAUUUUAGAGUCUGCUUCACUCGUCCAGCUCUCCUUUAUUGUGACAAUCAAUCAGCUCUUCAAAUAGCAACAAAUCAAGUUUUCCAUGAACGUACUAAACAUAUAGAGAUUGAUUGUCAUAUUGUUUGUGAAAAGGUCAACUCCGGUUUGAUAAAGCUUCUUCCGGUACCUUCAUCUCUCCAACUUGCGGACAUUUUCACUAAGGCGCUUUCUCCCACUUUGUUUCAAAGUUUUCAUACCAAGCUGGGCAUGUUAAACAUCCAUUCCCAGCUUGAGGGGGGUCUCAACAAUAAUUUCCGUUAG
Cajanus cajan (pigeon pea) is the source of this 1005-nucleotide messenger RNA. RefSeq names its product retrovirus-related Pol polyprotein from transposon RE1. The record is from RefSeq and is a predicted model, not a curated record. NCBI's taxonomy places the organism in Eukaryota, Viridiplantae, Streptophyta, Magnoliopsida, Fabales, Fabaceae.